This is a messenger RNA of Aspergillus ibericus CBS 121593, 1601 nucleotides long. RefSeq lists its product as uncharacterized. The record is from RefSeq and is a predicted model, not a curated record. Lineage: Eukaryota; Fungi; Ascomycota; Eurotiomycetes; Eurotiales; Aspergillaceae. The transcript has 2 exons. The coding region runs from base 1 to 1437 and encodes 478 amino acids.
AUGAAGGCGUCUCUCGUAACGGCCCUUGCCCUGGCCGCUUACACCCUGGCGAGCCCCGUUGGCCAGCCUCACGCUCGCGGCAACGAGUGCACCUGCGGUGGUUCUGGUCCUGGUGGUGGCUCGGGUCCUGGCUCCGAGCCUACGCAGCCUGCACCGGAGUCUUCUGCUUCCCCAUCCAGUCCCUCCGAGGUGUCCCCCUACCCCGGAACCUCUUCCUCCUCUCAGGUUCCGACUCUGCCUGGCGACCAACCGGCUCCUACGGUUACUAUCACCACUACUACAACCCCCGCUGGGCAGCCUUCUGGCCAGCCCACAGGGCCUGCCGGACCUACUGGACCUGCCGGUCAGCCAUCUGCUUCGUCUUCCUCUGCCCCUGCUGGCGAGCCUACUGGUGAACCCUCUGGUUCUUCUGGAUCCCCUGGCCCCUCUGGGCCCACCGGACCUGCCGGCCAGCCAUCGGCUUCUUCCUCUGUCCCCGCCAGCCAGCCUUCUGGUCCUACCAGCCCUGCCGGCCAGCCCUCUUCCUCUAGCCCCGCUGGCCCCUCGAGUCCAUCUGGACCAUCUGGACCGGGAAACACUGGUAACCCCGGCGGCUCUAACCCCUCGUCCACCUCGUCGGUGCCCAGCUCCUCGACUCCGGCCUCGACUCCCUCUUCAACUCCCUCAUGCGAGAACGGACACUGCCACGGCACCGGUCACCUCAUCCAGGACCUGGGCCCUCAGGCCGAUCACCUUCUGACCGUGAUCGGUAACGGCACCGAGCAGCUGUUGAUCCAGCUCAGCGACCCCGUUGCUGACCUUCUCUCUAGCCUGGGUCUCACCGGCCUGGCUGAGCCCGUUGGCCACAUCAUCAAGGACGCAUCUACCAUUGGCGAGCUGAUCACCGAUCUUGGCGCACCCGUCGACAACCUCCUGAUUGCCGUCGGCAAGGACACCGGAUACCUGUUGAUCGAACUCGACCACGACGUCAAGGGCCUUCUGAGCAGCAUUGGACUUAACUCCCUGGCUGACCCUGUGGGUGACCUUCUCGGCGCCAUUGGCAGCAGCUUGAAGCGUCGUGAGGACGCCUCCAACCCGAACGGCCUCCUCGAGAAGCUGGGUCCUGUUGUUGACUGCAUCUUGCGCGUCACGGGUGAGGACGCCAAGGACCUCCUCAUCAAGCUCAGCGACCCCGUGGCCGAGCUGUUCAAGGGCCUGGGUCUGACUGGUGUCGGCCGCAGCGUUGGUGAAGUGAUCAAGUCGGCCGCGUCGGUGGGUGACUUGGUUGCCGACCUGGGCCCCGUGGCUGACUGCCUGUUGACGGUCGUUGGAGAUGACGGCAGUGCCCUGCUGAUCAAGCUGGCUCCUGAUGUUGCGGACCUGGUGAGCAGCCUGGAUCUCCCCGGUGUCGGAGAGGCUGUGGGUGAGGUGCUCUACGUGAUCGGCAAGAACCUGUGAGAUAACAGAUCCAACCGCUACGAUGAUAGAUUUGCAGCGCAUUCGCGAGUGAUCCCAUGAGUUUCUGACCUUCGGCGCUGAUUGAGGGGUAACUUGAGUAUACCUACUAUAGUACUUGACAUAAUUACCAUAAUUGAUAAUCAAUGAUACCUAAUUCGCUUUCC